UUUGCGUCUGUCGCUCCCAGCCCUGGGCGGCGCUGUGUGGGGUCUGCAGGUGCCGGUCGGGGUUCUUGCUAGCUCCCCGGUUCUCCGGGAAGCCGGGCGCACCGUCCCGGAGGCAUGGGGCGACAGUGGGGGCCCGCCAUGAGGGCAGCCGAGCAGGCGGGCUGCGUGGUGAGUGCUUCCCGGGCCGGGCAGCCCGAGGCGGGCUCCUGGAGCUGCAGCGGGGUGAUCCUGAGUCGUAGCCCGGGCGUGGUGCUGUGCCAUGAGGGCAUCUUCAUCCCCUUUUUUUCGGAUUUAAGUUACUUCGCGCGCCUCUUCGGGAGCGAGCCGGCCGAGCAGUGGCGCUUCGCGAGCGCGGCGCCGGACGAGGAGGUGUCGGAGGACGAGGAGGAGGAUCAGCUGCGAGCGCUGGGCUGGUUCGCGCUGCUGCGUGUGAGGCACGACCCCGAGGAGGAGGUGGACGGGCGCGGACCGGCAGUGGCCGUGGCGCCGCUCGGGGCCGUGCCCAAGGGCGCGUCGCUGCUGGCCUGUGGCUCCCCGUUCGGUUCCUUCUGCCCUGACAUCUUCCUCAAUACGCUCAGCCGCGGCGUCCUCAGCAACGCGGCGGGCCCGCUCCUGCUCACCGAUGCGCGCUGCCUGCCCGGUACCGAGGGCGGCGGCGUGUUCGCCGUACGACCCGCGGGGGCCCUGGUGGCGCUGGUGGCGGCGCCCCUCUGCUGGAAGGCCCGCGAGUGGGUGGGCCUCACGCUGCUCUGCGCCGCCGCACCUCUCCUCCGCGCCGCCCGUGCCGGGCUCGGCCGCCUGAGCCCCGAUGCCGCUGCCCUGGCCGCACUCCUGCCGCCCGAGUUGGGCGCCCCGUGGGGCCUGCCUCUCCGAGACCCUGGGCCCCCGUGGGCAGCCGCGGCCGUGCUGGUGGAGUGUGGCACCGUCUGGGGCUCCGGAGUGGUCGUGGCGCCCCGCCUCGUGGUGACCUGCCGGCAUGUGGCCCCCCGCGAGACGGCCAGAGUCCUGGUGCGCCCCACCACCCCCAAGAGUGCCAAUAUCUGGGGACACGUGGUGUUUGCCACUCAGGAGACAUCUCCGUAUGACAUAGCCGUGGUGAGCCUGGAGGAAGAACUAGAGGGUGUCCCCGUGCCGGUGCCCACUGAACAUUUCUACGAAGGCGAGGCUGUCAGCGUGGUGGGCUUCGGCGUUUUUGGCCAGGCUUGUGGGCCCUCGGUGACCUCGGGCAUCCUGUCAGCUGUGGUGCAGGUGGAUGACGCGCCGGUGAUGCUGCAGACCACAUGUGCUGUGCACGGCGGCUCCAGUGGGGGACCCCUCUUCUCUACCUGCUCAGGGGACCUCCUGGGGAUUGUCGCCAGCAACACCCGGGACAAUAACACCGGGGCCACCUACCCGCACCUGAACUUCAGCAUUCCCAUCACGGUGCUCCAGCCGGCCCUGCAGCAGUACAGUCAGACGGGCGACAUGGGCGGCCUCCGGGCGCUGGACCACGCCGCCGAGCCAGUGAGGGUGGUGUGGCGGCUGCAGCGGCCCCUGGCAGAGGCCCCGCGGAGCAAGCUCUGAGCCUGUGUCACCCUCGAGAGAAGAGCGACAUUUUAUGCCCUGGGAAGUGCUAAGGUGAUGGCAGCCUCGGGAUCCUGUCACAGCAACCCAGCUGGGCAGCCCCCCAUCAGCACCCGCCGUGCUUGGCACUGGAGUCUGGAUCAAAUUUCUCCUCAGCCCCCUGGGCCUCCAAGCCAGUAGCCCCUUUUGGGGUACUCUCUCCAGCCUUCAUCCCUGUCUUCUCCCUGGCAUAGACACAGCUCUGUUGUUCCCCAUCUGGGGGCCCAGCACAGCUGCACAGAGUCCUGGUCCUGACAGACAGGUUGGCUGGAAGGCAGGCCCAGCCCUGGGUUCGAGUCUCCCCUGUCUCCCGAUGGCCACUGGCUCCUCUGCUCUCCGUCAGAGUUAGCAGCUGACAGAGCACUGGCGCUUCCUCAGAAAACCUCGGCACAGAGGCUCUGCUCUGAAGACCGGAGGGAAAGGAAAGCGACGUCUAUCUCCCUGAUCUGCCAGACCUUUGGGGAGACAGAGUCCCUGAAAGUCAGGACUCCUGGGUCUUCAUAUGUCGUGUCCGUGACCCACAGGGGCACUCUGCCACAGUGCCUUAGUUUUCCAGCCCAUACAAUGGGUCUCAGGGAUCUUGGGAGGUGGGGAGAGGAUUAUCAGGUGUCUGGUUGGGGUUUGGGAAUAAACAGGACCUAUGGAAGGAACUGUA
This is a messenger RNA of Myotis lucifugus (little brown bat), 2257 nucleotides long. It is a transcript of the gene TYSND1, whose product is annotated as trypsin domain containing 1. The coding region runs from base 115 to 1563 and encodes 482 amino acids. Gene Ontology annotation, cellular component: peroxisome. Lineage: Eukaryota; Metazoa; Chordata; Mammalia; Chiroptera; Vespertilionidae. Gene Ontology annotation, molecular function: serine-type endopeptidase activity. The transcript has 5 exons. Gene Ontology annotation, biological process: regulation of fatty acid beta-oxidation; protein processing. The record is from RefSeq and is a predicted model, not a curated record.